Molecule: messenger RNA, 2634 nt
Organism: Torulaspora delbrueckii
Lineage: Eukaryota; Fungi; Ascomycota; Saccharomycetes; Saccharomycetales; Saccharomycetaceae
Gene: GTA1
Product: Gta1p
Exons: 1
Coding region: 1-2634 (877 amino acids)
Source: RefSeq, a predicted model, not a curated record
AUGAUCCUGUACACUUUCUGUACAUUCGUGGCACUCUCGUGGCUAUGUUAUCGGCUGUACAAGUUCGUUACGAUUCCGGUGAUUAAGAUCGUUUCGACUUUGAAAGUUGGUACACCGCCAGCAACAAAAGUUUCCAUUGAUAAGAUAUCCGAUAAGUCAAUAACUAUCCAUUGGGAGAAUGAACCUGUUACGAGAAAGCGUGGGAAGCGUCAGUCUGAGAAUAUAUCGCAUUUCUUGUUGUACCUGAAUAAUAUACAAGUGGCAAUAUUUCCUAACUCGCCGAGUUUUCUCUAUACUUGUUGCUUAAUCAACGGUUUGGAGAGUGGGAAGGAGUACCAGCUUGAUUUUAUUACAGUCAACAAUAUGGGAUUUAUCAAUAAACUUCCAUCGAUUUACUGUAUGACUAAGGCGGUGGCUUCACCUUCUGCCAAUGGUAGGAAGAACGGGAAGUGGAGGAAAAACACUUUGACAUCCACAGCUAGUUUAGCCGACUCUACAUCAAACUUUACCACUCCGGCUUACGCGAAUUUGACCUCGUUGAAGGAUUUGGAAUCCUAUUCGAUUGAAGAUCUAAAGAGGAUUCUUGUAUGUGCGCAGGAGGAUUUACACGACGUACUAUCGCAACAGUCGUCUUUACUUCAAGAUUUCCAGGAAUCUAAAUUGCAAUUGGAUUUGGAAGUCGAUAAUUUGAAAAAUUACUGGUCCCAUGAGAUCGAUCUAAGAAAAUCCUUGAGGUCCAAUAUCAAGUCACUCGAGAACUCUAAAUUGCUAUCCGAUUUAAAGCUAGAAAAGAUUGAUAAGAAUAUUGACCAAGCCAAUGCAAAGAUUCUCAAGAUGGAAAGAGACAUGGAGAACUGGUCACAUCAGGAUCAAGAACGAUUGAACAAAGAGGUACUAAGAGAGAAUUACAACAAACAAUUAAAGCUUAUCAAUGAAAAUGUCGAGUCCUUGAGUGAUAGGAUCAAGCAGUGUCAGCGCGAAGUUACUUUGCAGGAGGAUAAGAAUAAAGAAUUGAACUCUUUGAAGAAAAAUGCUAGUUCUUCUCAGCCAAAACAAACGGGUGUAUCAGAGGACAUGCCGUUGGCACUCCCUACUUUGCUAAAGAAACUCAAUGAGGCUACUAUGGAUAAGAGUGGACUCUUGGCCAAUAGUGGUGAGGAAUAUCUCUCCAAAUUGAACCCUAAUAGUCCCGUGGUAAAACUUGUAAGGGAUCAACUGAAGUUGGAUCAGGAUCUUGACUCGAAAUGGAAAAGCAAUAAAAACAAGAUGUCCAAGAGGAUUGAAACUCUGCAAGCUAUGUUCAGCGAGAUUAGUAUUGCAAACAGACGGCUCAGAUCAAAUUUAAUCAUUCAACCUUACGCAAAUGCUGACUCAAACGCAAACACAAACACACCACCCAACUCAAAAUCAGAUUCAAACGUUAACUUGGCUGCCAUUGCCAAUAACAUCAAUUCAAGCAGUAAUUCCUCUACCAAUUUGAAUGAAAAAGACGCCAACAUCAAUUCACCUCCUAUAAGUCACAGAAGCGUCAUUGAUAAUAUUGGCACGGUACCUAUCGCCAACAGUCGCUCUGUCGAUAAUUCAGAGGCUAACCCUCAUUUAAUCUUGCACAACCCUUCCACAUAUUCCAGCAAUGAACCUAUGCCAUCAGAAAUGAACAAUAAUGCAUUCUCCACAGGUAGGCCACACACAGCAUCUUUACUUGCAAAUACUAAUCAUAUGCAUCAAGUGUUUCCCUGGAGUAGUGAACAGCAGCAACAGCAGCAAGUCGAAUUGGAGCAAGCAUUCGAAUAUGACAACGCUAGUCAUCUCAUUUCAGGUCUACAGAAUAUCAUGUAUGAUGAGACUGAGUACCCUGAAAGCAUAAGCAACUACUCAAAGGGGUUCACCACCGACCAAUUGGAUAACUAUUGGACAAAUCAAGGCAUGGGUACAAAUAACUACGAAGCUCCCUCCUAUCCCAUGAACUAUACAUCAUACGCGAGUAAUGAAAGUUACGGCCCCACUGUGCCUUUUUCUACAGCUACGGGACCUCGUUCUCCCUCCACGCCACCAAAUUUGGCACCAAGUCAAAGUCUAUUAGCUGCUACCUUAGUCGAACCUUCAAUGGCCAAUUUUGGAGCUUCUUUAUCUAUGAACCAUUCUGAAUCCUUCCACGCAGUCGACAGUCCCGCAUCUAAUUCAGCAGAUGGGAAACAGAUUAACCGCACUUUGCUGCAUAACGCACUUCCAUUAGAAGCUCCUUUGCCAUCGAAUGAGGAUGGCGCACAUCCGCAAGACACACAUGUCCACCUACAAGCACCAUCUUUUAACUUCAUGUGGCACUCUCCUCCUUCACAUUCUACUGCCUCCAAGACAGAUACUAAACACGUUAGAAAUGCAAGCACCGCAAGCAACGGCAGCAACAACUCCACUUGGAGUAAACUGAACUGGAGGAACUGGUCACCUCAAGCACCGCCUCAAUCGGAAGAAGUGAUAGAGGAGACUCAAUCACCUCCACCUAUCCCACGCUCUGCAUCUCACAAAGAUGCUGUUCCACCAGUUAAUACAAACGGGCGGCGAAUGUCAAGGUUGUUAUCGAGAAGUGGUAUGAACAGUAUCUUCAAACUACCCAGUCAUGAAGAAAGAAAAUAG